ACAUAUUCAGUUCGCCAUGGAUUUACGAAUGGCCGUCCAGACUUACGUGGACGAGCUCUGUGCCGAACUCGGUUUGUGUCCAGUGCCUCAGGCUCGCCUCAUACAAAACUCGUCAUCAAAACGUAGUUGUGGCGAUUUCAACAUUUUUAUCAGGCAGCCAUCAUUUGACUGCUUACGGCCGCAUAUGUUCCGAUUAGUUAAGGAGCUGCCAAGAGUUUCUGAAAGUUGGGCACUACCCAUAGAACGGGUUGGCUAUAGUGAGAACUCUGCCUACCUUGAAUUGUUCCUUAAGAGAGUACCAGCCUUCCAACGGCUGUUCCAAGCGAUUGGCUCAUUUCGGGAUGAUGCCGAUAUUGUAUCAUCGUCGCGAACGCCAAAUUCCUGUUUGCCAUCAAAGAAAUUAAAAGAUUUCGAUAGUGUCGCAGCCGGCCGCAACAGCUGUACUAGUAACAGCAAUAAUAUCGAUAAGAAUCAACGCCUCCUGGUCAUCGUGCACGCUCCGGAUCAGCCACCUUUCGAUCACCGGCGCUCCGAGAUGCUCGCACUAUAUAUGCGCACACAGUACGAGGCUUGUGGAUUCCAGGUCCAUGAGGUGAAAGAUAUUUAUUUGUUUGAUGAAGAUUCCCCUCUUUCUAAAAAGGAUUACGAAAAUAGUGAAUACUUUGAUGCAGCUAAACAAGCGUUUGAUCUUCGCAGAUAUUUGGAAGACAGGUCUUUAGAGACGGAAUUGGACGCUAAUCUAGGGGCGGUCUACCUUAAUAGCCCAGCAGUGAGUUUGGCAAGGGCUCUUGCGAGCGCUGCGCGUGCGUGCAUUCAAGCGACAACUACCAAUCUCGACGAUGUGUUACUUUGUCACGUUGCCCCUCAGAACAAAGCCUACGUCCAACAACAAGCAGGUGUUCUGCUUGAGAUACUAGAGUGCCUAAAGCAACGAGAAGAUCAGCCCGCAAGGCAAGCCUUUGUAAUACAUGGUGGCACCGACGCGCGACAGAAUUCGGUUGAUGACUACUUGCAGCAAAUUUAUGACUAUGUGUCGAACAGUCUUCGUCAUCGACGACUUCGAGCCGAUGAGGGAUCUCCUCUGUGCUCGAUGGUCGUACGGGUCUUAGCUGACACGAAGAUUACGUUUGAGCUUCUUGCCGCUCGUCAAAUGGCCCGUCUAAAGAUCUCACCCCUUUCGUCUAAGGACGACACAUUAGAAGGCGGAGGCGGUGGGGGCGGAGUAGCAUCGUUUAAUGGAAAAGGUGGAAUAUUUGUGCAGUACACCUGUGCACGUUUGGCCGUUCUAUUGUCUAAUUACGAUUGCGCAGUUGCCGACGGAAGGUACCCGACGUGCCAACCUUGGAGCGAACUACAUGCCGAAGACAUCGACCUCAGCGCGUUGAGUUUAGAUUUCGACUGGCUUUUGUGGCGAGUGAUGUUCAGGUGUCAAACUGCGCUGGAACGGGGGUCUACACUGCCCUGUUUUCUUUCAAAUGAGGGCGGCACAGGUGAGAGACGUGUCUUCAAGUUUGACCUAUGCGCCCACAGUGUAUGUGAAGCCUUGGCUGCCGCAUGUGUACAGUUUUCGACAUACUAUUCUAAGGUGAGGGUGCUCGUUGAAGCUCAGCCCCAUUUAAUAGAAUCUCUUAAAGCUCGCAUUUUUCUUCUGGUAUCGUUGCGCUCGUUGCUGCAUAGAGGAUUGCAAAUGUUAGGACUUCAACCAGUACAAAGAAUGUGACUGGUUCAGUACAUCAACGAUAACACGGCCGCCCCACUGUCAGCGACACGCUGAAAUGACAGAAUCUGAUAAAGCAGAAAGCUAGAGCUUAAAAGGAUUUCCAGACGAACGAUUUGACAUUAAGCGACCUACAAGCACCGCCAUUCUUCUAUGUAAAAUGACUAUCGCUAAUACAAAUGAAAUAGAUAAGAAAUGAAAUCAAUAUUAUGGCGCGGAUUUUUUUGCCAUCUGUGCUGCUUUAAGACGGGCUAAUGAUCACAAAGAGGUGAAUAAAUUUAGGAAAAAAGCA
Messenger RNA from Varroa destructor (honeybee mite), 2009 nucleotides. RefSeq lists its product as uncharacterized. Lineage: Eukaryota; Metazoa; Arthropoda; Arachnida; Mesostigmata; Varroidae. Gene Ontology annotation, molecular function: tRNA binding; arginine-tRNA ligase activity; ATP binding. Gene Ontology annotation, biological process: arginyl-tRNA aminoacylation; tRNA C3-cytosine methylation. The record is from RefSeq and is a predicted model, not a curated record.